Molecule: messenger RNA, 2296 nt
Organism: Paramacrobiotus metropolitanus
Lineage: Eukaryota; Metazoa; Tardigrada; Eutardigrada; Parachela; Macrobiotidae
Exons: 7
Coding region: 1-1683 (560 amino acids)
Cellular component (GO): membrane
Source: RefSeq, a predicted model, not a curated record
AUGUUUUUGCUGUUAAAUGCCGAUCAUUGUCCGGAUGCCUGCUUUCGAUGGGAAGUGGCUGCGGAGUGGGAUUUUAAGGAUGGUUUGUACGACGGAUGGGAGCUGGGACUGAUGUUGACGGUUAACGGGCAGGAGACGUCGGCGAAGGGCUUUGUUGUGGCCAGUUACAGCAGUGUACCGACGCCGUCGUACAAUAUUGAGACCGCAACCCGGCAAGUCUCGGCCGUCCGCUCGCCCAGCGCGACCUUUGCGGCUGAGCGCAGCCAGGGCAGUAUUUCCUUCUGGUGCUACAGCCACGGCCAGUUCCCGGCCACCAACAACCUGGGCGUGGUCGUCAUAUGGACGCCGUCCUGCACAACGUGGAAGCGGCGUUCCAUCGAGACCACGCUCUUCAUCGAGGUCAUACCCGGCCGCUGGAAUUACGUCCACCAGACCGCAAUCAUCCCCAAGGGUGACCACUACGCCGUGGUCUUCACCACGCAGAUGCACGAAUGUGGCCUGUGUCGCUGGAAUCUGGAAUUCGAAGGAACAUUCGCUGCGCGCGAUUUCGUGAUUCGUCUGGAUGCGUUCCAUCUGGCGGAGAUUGGACCGGUGCUUACACUCCGUGCACGGACGGUUCUGCGCUUCUACGUGUACGCCACGGCGGCGGCCGGCGAUGGAAUCUACGUUAACCUGAAUUUCGCCGACGGUGAGCAGGUGACGAUUUCGCGACAGAUCCUGGGCUCUGCUACCUUCAACAGAUGGGCACAACACAGCGUGCUAAACGAGACACGCAACCGGGAAUUCAGCCUGGCUUUGUACUGCGGCGCCAACAACUGCAUAAUCUGCGGUCUGGACGAGAUCCAGCUGGAGAACGAGGCCGACCUGGAGAUACUGCCCUUCCCCGGCAGCGGCAGCACCCCCGGGGGCACCCUGCCCACCAGCCAGCCCCUCCCCUCCGAGCCCCUCCCGGCAGUGACCUGUGACUUCGAGGACGGCUACUGCAAGGGCUGGCUGAACAUCGGCGACAUCCUGUGGGAGCACACCAACGACUCCGCCCCCUUGAUCAGCGCCGGCGCCUACCAGGGCUCCGGCUUCGUCUACAGCACCCUCAGUUUCGGGGGGCGGGAGUACGCCGCCAAACUGCGCACGGAGGAGAUCAACGCGCUGACGGACGAACUGACCUACGGGAAGGUGACCUUUUGGGUCAAUCACGCCAACGCGGUCAGCCACUACCGCUUCUCGGUGCAUGCCAUCUCCUCGGUGCUGGAGCACGAUGAGAUCGCCUUCGCGGAUCCGGCCACGGAUACCAACCGCUGGAUUCAGCAGGAGGCGUAUUUCUGCUUGAACGGACCCGGGCAUUUGGUGUUCCGCGCGGAGCACUCCGACGUGCUGACCAGUAUCGGCUUGGAUGAUAUCGUGGGAGAGCUUUACCGAGAACCAGUGGGCAAUCCGGUGUGUCCCAUGCCGACGGCCGAACCGGUGACCACCAAGGCCAGCACGCGAUUCCCGCUGGUGACCUCGAGCCGCACGGUGACUGCUACAGCUGGUCGCCGUUGCCGGGCGCCUCCUGCACUUUCGACACAGGCAUUUGCGACGGCUGGGGAUCCUUGGGCUUCUACCUACCCUUCGUCUUCGGAAACGGCCCCGUGGAGACCGGCGCCGGAAUUCCCGACGACCAACCAUCUUCGGGUUGCGCGAUGACCAACUGCACCGUGCGUCCCGCGGUGCCCGACCAGCCCCAGGAACUGAUCAGCGAGCUGGACGGCCCGAAUGUGCAGGUGGAGGACGGGAAGUUUUUCCACGGACGCGUGACCUUUUGGUACUACUUCAACAACAUCCGCGGCGACAACAAGUACCUGCAGGUGUAUCUGACCACCAUCCUCAGCACCGUAGUCAUCUGGAACGUCGAUCAGGGCCAGUCCGGGCGCUGGCGGUACGCCGAAGCGCAUUUCGAGGCCGACAUCGGCUUCCACGUGACCUUUGUCGCCGAGCACAGCCAGUGCGGCACGCCUGUUGCCAUUGACUCCGUUUCCACUGAAAAAGAUCAGUUGUUGCCUUUUUUUGUGUUUUAAUAAUUAGCCGGUUUCUUAUGAAGCACUUAACUUGGAAAAAAUCAGUUGAAAUAAUAGCGAAGCUGCGCCCAGAUACGCAACAUUUUCGUUCUAUUAUUUAUUUUACUUGCCGAUUUUUAAUUUCUUUUAUUCGAAACAGCCCCAAAUGUGCUGGGUGCCGCGAAAGUUGAGGUACCAAAAUUAGCAAUUACGAAGCCAUAGUACUGUUGUCUGGACUCAUGGUGCAGUGGCUUUAGCAUAAU